Molecule: messenger RNA, 2822 nt
Organism: Cuscuta epithymum
Lineage: Eukaryota; Viridiplantae; Streptophyta; Magnoliopsida; Solanales; Convolvulaceae
Source: the annotation of a GenBank genome assembly
GGACUAACAUUGCAUCAUUUAUUGUCAUCUUAUAAGAGCAUCUCCAAUGGCCUUCUUUUGACACAAGCUCUUUAAUGCCACGUCUGUAAUUUAGAAAGAAUGGUAGGAAUUUUGUCUCCAAUGCACUCUGUCACGAGCUCUUUAAUGUUGAUAUGGAUUCAAUGCUGUCAAAGCCACUGUUGGAAUUCCCAAAGUGCGUUUAAGCGUGACUCAGCAAGUCCUACAACAAGCGGACACUUCGAAAAAAUAAGCGGCAACUCUGAAAAAGUUCGCGGCACUCCAUAUUUACCGCACACCUCAUCAUAUUUUAUCUUCAUCACUCUCAACCCUUGCUCUACCGUCAAGUAUUCUGCCAAAUACAGAUCUUCCGUCGGCGGUGGUUCUCAUCCGGUGGAAAUCCUUUCUUGAGAGGUAAAUUCUCCCCACGCAUGUCCUUGUUAUGAACUUUCGAAAACCUCAAUGCUUGUAUUCAUAAACCACGCAUGUCCUUGUUAAUUUGUUGUCAUAUACAUAAUUUUAUUCAUGAAAUUGUUUGGGAAAUAGAGGAGAUCGUAUGAUUUUAUAUGGGUAUCAUCAAUUGCCGCAAGCAGCAUCUUUGAAGUAUACUUGUCAGGGACGUUUUUAAUAAUUGAUGAUACAAAACUUUAUUCUUAUAAAUAUGUGAUAAGUUUUGCCAUCAGUGCAAUGAUGCUUUGAACAACUAAUAUUCUUUAGUUCAGAAACAUUCGAAGGUAAGAGCCUAUGGGCAUCUGGCAAUUAUUUACUUUUAUUUAGAAGACUAAUUACUUCUUGUAUUUGUUACAAAGCUGAUGUUUCUUUAUUCCAUUUCUGUUUUACUUUUAAUUUUAAGUGCGGUUGGAUGGAGUUUUGAUCUCAAGUAGUGAAAAGAAUACUUCUACCAUGUGACACGUUUUAUUUCAAAAGCAUACCUUAGAACAUUGCAGUGAUUAAUAUAGCUUUAUUCUUAUUAAUCAUUGAUGAAAAAUUAAAAUGUGUGUAAAGUUUUGCCACCAUAUGAAAGGGGUCAUUCAGAUAAGUUUGUAAAAUUGUCCCAUUGCUAAAACUUUGUAAAAUACGAAUUAGAAAUUAAAGAAUGCAUUCUAUUCUAGCUGCAAUGUUUUUCAGUUUAUAUUAAAUUAUUAUAGCUCUGCUUUAGUCUUAAAGUACUUGCUAUUAUUCUGGAUUAAUAAUUUUUUAUUUAUAAGACUAUUUGCAUUAUCUGUUAUUAUUUAGUUUGAUGAAUUUUAGUAUAUUAAAUAGUGAGGGUGCCUAUGGAUUUGAGUUUUUCCUUCCAGUAAGAACUACAAACUUGUUAUUGCAAUGUUUGAUUUAUUCAUUUUGAUAUUUUGGUAUAUCUAAUGCUUAUUUGUCAAAGUAGCAUAAAUGGAUUCACAAGACUCAACUGAGUUUACGAACACGAGACAACCUCUGGGUUACUCCAUGCCGCCAAUGAAUGUGAAUCAAUUGAACGCUCCUGGCUACUCUUUCCCGUCAAACAAUUUGAAUCAAUUUACUCCACCACUCUAUCAAAUUGAUCCAAAAAAUGGAGCUUUUCCUUUCCAUGUUGAGCAGCAUAACACACAUCCAUUCCCCUACCAAGAAUUGUUGAAUACACCCAUCUUGAGCUCUCAAAGUUGUGAGACCAGCAAGAAAUCAAAAAAGAGAGUUAAAGAUGCCCACAAUUCUAAUACUUCUCAAAAUUGUAUGCCUCAACCUUCAAUUAUCAAAAAAGAUUGGUCUGUCGAAGAGGAGGUUGCACUAUCAGAGGCAUGGCUUUAUGUUUCUGUGGAUGCUGAUGUGGGUAAUAACUAGAAAAAUGCUGCCAUGUGGAACCGUGUCUUAGAAAUUUGGAAGGAAAAAAUGGGGCCACAUCACAAGAUAGCAAGAAGCAAUAACAGCUUUCAAUGUCAUUGGCACCAAAUACGAGGUGUCGUAAAUAAAUUUGUUGCAAAAUAUCAGCAGUUGGAACGACACCCACAAAGUGGCACAAAUAAGGAUGACUUGGUGGUAAAAGCAUUACGCUUAUAUGAGGAUUUCUAUGCAACUCCAUUCAAAUUUCUUCAUUGUUGGGAAAUAUUGAUCAAGAAUCCAAAAUGGUGCUCACAAUUUCGUACAAAGACAAGUGCACCAAUUGGACAAGGUUCAGAUAAUGGUAUUCCACCAACAUUGAAUGAGUCCUCAACUGCUAUGCCUGAAGAUGUCUUGCCACCAAAUGGCAGUGAACUAGACGGGAUUGUGAGACCAGAAGGAAGAAAAAAUUGCAAAGCCAAAAAGCGAAGGCUACAUGAAGGAAAAGACGUGGUGGAUGCCUUGAAUAAGCUGCAGACCACUUUGGAGAAACAAAUUGAUAUUAAUCAAGCAAGCAUGCAAAUGAGAGAGCAAGUGAUGAUGAAAGAAAUUGAAUUAAAAGAAAAUGCUCAAAGGCUAAGAGAAGAAAAUCAAAGGAGGCAACACCAACUUCGCAUUAUGAAUCAGGAUCUUAGUAAACUGUCACCAUCAGUUAGAGCUUCUUAUGGUGUUAUGCAGGCAAAAAUUUUGAAAGAAUGGGAAAGUGCUGGUAUUUUCUAGUCUACAAAGUUGCACUUGAAAGUCACAAAGUUUGAAGAUUUGGGUUUCAUUAUCUCAUGCAGACUCUAUUUAAUCAAGGAUUUUUUCCUUUCUUUCCAGUUUUAAUGUUUUUUUAUUUGUUUUGAACACUUAUAGCAUUCAGUUUGUCUCGUAGUUUUAAUUUGAAUACAUUACAUUAUGAGUACGUUCCUUCAUCGUAGCCAUGACUGUAGUGGUUCUUUAGUUAUCAUAAACUUGUGCUCCAUAACUAUUAU